Molecule: messenger RNA, 727 nt
Organism: Arabidopsis lyrata subsp. lyrata
Lineage: Eukaryota; Viridiplantae; Streptophyta; Magnoliopsida; Brassicales; Brassicaceae
Product: 17.6 kDa class I heat shock protein 3
Exons: 1
Coding region: 82-555 (157 amino acids)
Biological process (GO): response to heat; protein folding; protein complex oligomerization
Source: RefSeq, a predicted model, not a curated record
GAAUCAACAAAUAGCAAAGAGUUCAUAGCAAAUCAAAAUUAAAACAGAGCAAAUUUAAAACAGAGUAAAAGAAGUGAAGCAAUGUCUCUGAUUCCGAGCAUUUUUGGAGGUCGAAGGACCAACGUGUUCGAUCCAUUGUCACUCGACGUAUGGGAUCCUUUUGAGGGAUUCUUGACGCCAUCAGGUGUUGCAAACGCACCGGCUAAGGACGUGGCAGCGUUCACAAACGCUAAAGUGGAUUGGAGGGAGACACCUGAGGCGCACGUGUUCAAGGCGGACUUGCCGGGGUUGAAGAAGGAAGAGGUGAAGGUGGAGGUUGAAGAUGGCAAUAUACUUCAGAUAAGCGGAGAGAGGAGUAGUGAGAGUGAAGAGAAGAGUGACAAGUGGCACCGUGUGGAGAGGUCAAGUGGGAAGUUCAUGAGGAGGUUUAGGUUGCCGGAGAAUGCGAAGAUGGAAGAAGUGAAGGCGAGUAUGGAGAAUGGUGUGUUGUCGGUUACGGUGCCGAAAGUGCCGGAGAAGAAGCCUGAGGUCAAGUCCAUAGAUAUCUCCGGUUAACAGGAGAAGUUGAAUUUGAAAAGGUGAAGAAAACAAAAUGUGUGAUGUGUGAGAUAAAUGGUGUGAUUAUCCUUUCUCUUUUUCGUUUAUCUUACUUAUCUUGUAAUAAUGAAUAUGGUUGUAUCAAUAAGUAAAUUUUAGUGAGAGAAUGUUUUGAUAUAUAGAUGCUCAA